Kalmanozyma brasiliensis GHG001 is the source of this 2751-nucleotide messenger RNA. RefSeq names its product Pre-mRNA-splicing factor Ntr2. The transcript has a single exon. Gene Ontology annotation, biological process: spliceosomal complex disassembly; mRNA splicing, via spliceosome. Gene Ontology annotation, cellular component: nucleus; U2-type post-mRNA release spliceosomal complex. Bases 1 to 2751 code for a protein of 916 amino acids. NCBI's taxonomy places the organism in Eukaryota, Fungi, Basidiomycota, Ustilaginomycetes, Ustilaginales. The record is from RefSeq and is a predicted model, not a curated record. Gene Ontology annotation, molecular function: DNA binding.
AUGAGCGGUGGCAUCGGCGGCUUUGUCAAGAGGAGCAAGCCGAGAAGCUCAGCUUCGAGGCUCAGCUCGACCUACGACGAUGAAGAAGAUGUCGAGGCUGUGCCGUCAAGCGUCUCCAUCAAGUCGGUUACGGCAAAGGACAGUGGCAUUGUAUCGAGCUCGAGAGCACCCCGUCGGGCCGUUAAAGGGCUCGACAACGAAGACGAGGAAGACAUCCCCAGGUCAAAUGUCGUCUUCCGGUCCCGAGCAAAAGGGGCGAGGGGAACGCCAUCCUCUUCCUCCGUGGCAGCCAGCAGCAGAACGGGGUUAAACUCAACAUUGGCGUCAAAGCAGCGUCCUGCGGUCAGUGUCAUGGUCGAAGAUGAUCUUGGAGAUGAAGGCGAUGCCUUUGAAGUCCGUCGCUCGAAACUCAACACGACAGGUAAACCGGCUAGAAGAUCUGCAGCCGACACCUCAUCCUCGACAGAGGCCCCAGGACGGUCGACACCGCUUCGUCCAACGACCUUCCAGUCGAUUCCAACACAGACAUCUGAAGUCCCUUCCAGCGCCUCGUCCGGCCUGUAUACCUCCAGAUACCUUGAAGAGCUACGUUCAUCAACACCUACCUCGCGUUCAAGGGCACACAGUCCUACCCCGGAACAGCCUCUUGGACCAGGCACACGCAUCGACGAUCCCAUGGUGGCGCAGACCUCUCGCAUGGCGCUUGAAGACCACGGUGACGGCGACCUCGCUCGAAGCAAGUUCGCCGCUGACUUCGCACACGACGCCAUUCCCAGCGAAAGCGUCAUCCGCGCAGCCAAGGAGAAGCGCGCCAAGCUCCGCGCCGCCGCCGCGAACACCACCUCCUCUUCGGAAGACUUCAUCUCCCUAGCGCCGUUCUCCAAGUCCUCCGCACUGAAGAAGUACGAUGCGAUGGAGAUCGACGACGGGCCGCAUCCGCACUCCAGACUGCAGCGGGAGGAAGACGAGCUGGGCGAUGGCGAAGACGAUUUUGCCGAGUUCACCGGCGCCACCGACCGCAUACCUCUCGGCGAGAAGGCGGAGAAGGAAUGGAUUGACCGACAGAGGCGGGAGAUGGACGCUGCUGUGCGCGGUGAUUUUGAUGAAGAUGCCGUGGUGGAAGACGAGAUGGAUGAAGACGAAGAGGAGUGGGAACGGGCGCAGUUGCGACGUACGCAGAACGUGACACAGACUUCGCAGUCGAGAGAGGCUUCGCCCUUUCGAUCGGCGCCAAUACCUGCAGCGGUGCCGUUGCCGUCCGUUGGAUCGUGCUCUACGCGGCUGGAGCUCACGGUUCGUGCGCUGGAUCAGAGUACGGCUGCCAACGCGGCUGUGGUAGAAUCGUCGACGAAGGAGUUGGAGACGAUAGAGGCAGGUGAGGCGGAGAAUAAGGUGAAAGUUGCACAGGUCGAGGACAAGGCCAGCUGGUUCAACGAGCUCGAUGAAUUUGUGGGCAGCUUGGCGCGGUUCAUGGAGGAGAAGAUCGGGAGGCUCGAGGAGGUGGAGAAGCAAGCAUUGGAUUUGCUAUUCAAACAGAACAGUAUGCACUCGAAGCGGAUGGGCAGGUGGCUCGAUGCAAAGCUGGAAGCGUCUCUUCAGAUCAGGCUUGCGAAGAGCGCGGUGCUCAAUCUCGCCGAGGAGGAAGAUGACGAGAUCGUACCAGGUACCGAGGAGUAUGGUCUGCUGGCACCAACCGAAGCGCCACAACUGGACCGUCUGGACCCCGCCGACGAGCUCUCCUUCACCCUCGCCCAGCGCGAAAUCGCCUCAACCCGCCGAUCCAUCUUCGCCGACGUGCAAGCAGUCGAAUAUGUCGACCCGGGAGCCCUCACCGGCCUGGCACCUUACGCCUUCGGCCACCUCUACCCAGAGCGCACUUCGCCGAAACCGACAGACUACGAUCCGCAUCCACGCAGCGUCGUUGCGCGCUUCGAAUCGUGGCGUUCCCUCUAUCCCGAGGAGUACGCGCAGGUGUGGGGCGGUCUCUCCCUGGCACAGAUCUGGCAGUUCUAUGCGCGACACGAGAUGUGUCUCUGGGUACCCUUUUCUCAGCCAACACCUUCCGGAGAGGGGAUGCCUUGGUAUGAGGGCGCAAUAUGUCUACCGGAGAUGGAGUGGUAUAAGGGGGCAUUUGGGUAUGUGAAACGGGCCCACGCUGAUGCACAGGCAACGGUGGGGGGCGACGACGAGGUGCUUACGACUAUUAUCGCUAAUGUGCUCGUGGGACAUUUGAUUACAUUGGCGAAUAGGGGGGCCUUUUCGCCCUGGUUCGCAGAGCAUACGCGCGAGGCGGUGGAGUCGGUCGAUUGGGUGGUGAGGGCGCUGUUGGGUGCUGAGCAUGUUCGGUACGUCAGCUUGGUCGAGGCGUUCUUAGACGUUUUUGGGGCUCAGAUUGGGAGAUUGAAGGAGGUGAUGGAGACCGGGAUGCAUAUGAAGGGUGGAGAGGAAGGAGCGAGGGCAGCGGCAGAGGUGGUGGAUGCCCUGGUGCAGCGGUUGCUCAAGAACUUGGUCGCCUGGUCGAAACCAGUGGGGCUCAACGAUGGCGCUGCGAGCGGGCAGUCGACGGUGCUCGUCAAGACAGUUGUGGGUCUCGUCGAGACGUUGGUAUUCGACGUUCUUGAGCCCUUCCUUGCGGUAACGGGCCAAAGGGAGGUCACAUUGCAAGCUCGAAGGCAGAUCUUCGACGUGCUUCCAUCGGAGAUCGUCGCCAGGUCCGAGAGGCUCACGUUGCUUUCACAGUCUCUGAAUUGA